ACAAAAUGUAUAACUUGUACUAAUUUUAGGAUAAGCGAUUGAGAAAAGCAUACGGACUUUAUAUUUUUCAUUGAAAUGCUUUUAGUUUUUAAGCUAGAUCCCGGAAAUGGGUAAAAAAGUUUGAGUUAACUCCCGCUCUGCGGUUAACUUCUGUCAUGUUACCAUAACAAUGGACAGAAGCAAAUUGGACAAAAUAAUUACACGUUUCCAGGCGCGUGCGCGCGGAUACCUCACGAGAACCGAAGUGUGGCGCGCGCGUGAGGACUUUGAGGAGAUCGUAAGGGAGGUAGAAGGAGAUCUGAUUCAUUUAAGAUGGACUGAUACGACCUUAUCCAUCCCACACUUUACAGACACAGAUGGAGCAUGUCUUCAGCCUGCUAGACGUUUACUGAAGCCACCAGACCCAGAACUAGACGUCAGUACUUCCCAGAGUCCAGAUUCCCUAGAAGAGGAGGGACAGGAGCGCUGUGUCCACCCGGAGAGGACAGAAGCUGAAAGGGAGGAUUGGUCCAGCAUUCCUCUGAGAUGUGAUGGAGGGAUGAUGGAGAGCACAAGAAGGUCCUCCGUCGUCUGGAGCAGUCCAGAGCUGGACCAUAAUGUCUACCCUCAGAAAGGUUUCCAGCAGUACUGCCUGGCGCAGGAGGUUCCCCGAACUUCACAGGCGCUGCGUCUCCAUAGAAACACUUUGACCAUGGAGCUGGUCUGGCUCCAACAAGCUAUCGACAGCAGGAAGAAGUACCUAUCGCUGAAGGACAAACUUUACAAAGUCGAACGUUUGGCUCCUGACUCACCCUAAUAUCAUCUUUGUUGAAAAUGAUUAGUAUUUAUUAUUUAUGAUAUAAUGUAUAAUGUGGUGCAUUUAAAACAUGCAUGUAAAAGGAAAUAAAUUAUAUUUUUCUACAAAGAUAUCUCUGCUUUAUCUGAUGGACCGUUAUUAUUUUCCACCAGUUAGUCAGGAAAGUAGCUCAUUCAGCUUAAUUCAAAAGCUAAUCUUUGGUUAAACCUGAUCCAUUGUGAAAAAAUCUGAUAAAAAUGAUCAUUUAGGAGGUUUGUUGUGUAAUUAUUCCACCAUAAUGGUUUGUAAAUAUCUUUAAAACAAGGCCUGACACAAUUAAUCGUGAUUAAUCGUCAACUAAUUUAGCAAUCAAUUAAUUGUUAAUUGGAGUAUAAAGACUCAAAUAUAUGCAUUUGCUGACACAAAAAACAACAUAAUGAGAGCAAUAAGUAAGCCAAAACUGUACAAAAU
Messenger RNA from Poecilia reticulata (guppy), 1246 nucleotides. RefSeq names its product IQ motif containing C (gene iqcc). The record is from RefSeq and is a predicted model, not a curated record. Lineage: Eukaryota; Metazoa; Chordata; Actinopteri; Cyprinodontiformes; Poeciliidae.